This is a messenger RNA of Microdochium trichocladiopsis, 1650 nucleotides long. RefSeq lists its product as uncharacterized. The coding region runs from base 69 to 1283 and encodes 404 amino acids. NCBI's taxonomy places the organism in Eukaryota, Fungi, Ascomycota, Sordariomycetes, Xylariales, Microdochiaceae. Gene Ontology annotation, molecular function: oxidoreductase activity. The transcript is spliced from 3 exons. The record is from RefSeq and is a predicted model, not a curated record.
CUCUUGUUUCUCUCGUCAACCGUGUGUGUGCCAGUCAUUCGCUAUACGUCAAGCACCACCCGUCAACCAUGAAGUUCGCGUCUGCCAUCUUGACCGGCGCCGCCGCCGUCAAGGCUCUUAGCAUCCCCCAGAAUGUCGACAAGCGCGAGGAGCUCGUGCCCAUCACCACGGGCUUCACCAUGAAGCCCUUCCUUACCGAGCUUGUCGAGGCCGUCAACGACGGUGCCGACCUCACCGAGAUCCUCACCAAGCCUGCCGGCGAUAUUCUCAGCGUGGGCAUCGCCGAUGUCAACGCCACCAUCCACCUCGGCCUCUCCACCGUCGGCCUCGCCAUCAACUCUGGCGGCCGUGUGAGCGACGACGACGUCAGCCGCAUCGAGUCCACCGCCGGCUCCGCCUCGCGCGUCGGCGACAACGCCCGCGGAUCCUGCUCCAACCCCAAGGUCCGUGUCGAGUGGCGCAACAUGCAGCCCGUCCAGCGCAAGGCCUUUGUCAACGCGAUCGUCUGCCUCUGGAACGCGCCCUCCAAGGGCCUGGCCCCUCCGGCCACCAACCGCUACGAGGAGCUCGUCUGGGUUCACCAGCAGAUGGUCAACAAGGUCCACCAGUCCGGCAUGUUCCUCAUCUGGCACCGUUACUACACCCACCUCUUCGGGCGCAUGCUGCGCGAGGAGUGCGGCUACCCGGGUGCCUACCCCUUCCCGUGGUGGGAUGAGACCAAGGACUCUGGCAACUUUGCCGCCUCUGGCCUCUUCACCGCCGACUACUUUGGCGCUCUUCCCCAGCUCAACAACGGCCAGGGCACCUGCGUGACCAAUGGCCCCUUUGCCGGCAAGCGCCUCCACAUUGGACCCGGCGGUGGCAACCAGGACCGCUGCCUGUCGCGUGGUGAGAACCGCGAUCUGACCCGCCAGGUCAGCGCCGCCUUCGUCAACUCCUGCAACUCCCGUUCCACCUACGCCCAGAUGCGCGAGUGCACCGAGUUCGGCCCUCACGCCUAUGGCCACAACGGCCUCGGCCCCGUCAUGUCUGACGUCGCCGCGUCUCCUGCUGAUCCCGUAUUCUUCUUACACCACGCCUUCAUCGACAGAAACUUCUGGAAGUGGCAGAGCCAGGCGGCGUCCCGCUGGACCGACAUCUACGCCUGCGCCGCCCCCGGAAACCCCUGCCCGAUCAUGGGUCUCGACACCGUCAUCUCCUCGAUGGGCCUGCGCCCGGACGUCCGCGUCCGUGACAUCCUUGAUGCCGAGGGCUCGUGGCUCUGCUACUCCUACGACUACUAAGCGUUUGUGGUCGUCGUGUGUGAAGAGUAAGAUGAUGACCUGCGACUCAGUGGUGUGUAUAUACGCGCGCUUGCCACAAGUAUGGGGAAGGGGGGGAAACUUUGAGCCCUGGUACAUUCAGCAUUUGCAGAUGGUGACACAGCAUGCACACAGCCUUUUGAUUGAUGCUCGAUACCCGCGCGUUGUUGGGAGGGGGAGGCUAUUUUUUAUCUUGACACCGGCGGUGGCGCUGCCAUAUAAUGACUCCGACACUUCGAUACCACUCAUUACCACCAACUACUAGACGUGUUCAUACGAACGGACAUAUAUAUAUGCAUCACGAUAUAUAUACAUACAUAUACUCCCUUUUCUAAAACUUAAUUGCUAA